This is a messenger RNA of Cordyceps fumosorosea ARSEF 2679, 3024 nucleotides long. RefSeq names its product beta-galactosidase lacA. The transcript is spliced from 2 exons. Gene Ontology annotation, cellular component: vacuole. Gene Ontology annotation, molecular function: beta-galactosidase activity. NCBI's taxonomy places the organism in Eukaryota, Fungi, Ascomycota, Sordariomycetes, Hypocreales, Cordycipitaceae. The record is from RefSeq and is a predicted model, not a curated record. Gene Ontology annotation, biological process: carbohydrate metabolic process. The coding region runs from base 1 to 3024 and encodes 1007 amino acids.
AUGAAGCUCUCGACCCUUGUGUCACAGGUCGUCCUGUCAUCCCUCGCCGCCGCGGCUGCAAUCCCGGGCACCCACUUUGGUCCAUUCACAGUCGUUUCCGAUGCUGAGCGGCGAGACCUCCACCAAGAUGUCGUCACUUGGGAUGCACACUCUCUCUUCAUCCGCGGCGAGCGCGCCAUGAUAUACUCUGGCGAGUUCCACCCCUUCAGACUUCCGGUGCCUAGCCUGUGGCUAGACGUGUUUCAAAAGAUCAAGGCCUUGGGCUUCAACACGGUCUCCUUCUACGUCGACUGGGCUCUACUCGAAGCCAAAGAGGGCGACUACCGCGCUGAGGGCAUCUUUGACCUAGAUCCCUUCUUCAAGGCGGCCGAGACUGCUGGCAUUUUUCUCAUUGCCCGCCCUGGCCCAUACAUCAACGCCGAAGUCGCAGGUGGUGGCUUUCCCGGACGUCUCCAGCGUCUCGCCGGUCAACUGCGUACCAAGUCUCCAGACUUCCUGAACGCGACCGAAAACUAUAUGAGCAACAUUGUCCCACUCAUUGCUAAAUACCAAAUCACAAACGGCGGCCCAGUCAUCCUCUAUCAAGCUGAAAAUGAGUACAGCAUCAGCAAUGGCAGGGUUCCCUUUCCUGAUGGCGAGUACAUGCAAGCCGUCAUUGACCAGGCACGUCGUUUUGGUAUUGUGGUCCCCAUCGUGAACAACGAUGCUAGUAAGGACGGGCAUAACCGCCCUGGCACUGGUGCUGGUGGGGUAGACAUCUAUGGCUACGACGCGUAUCCUCUUGCCUUCGAUUGUUCCAACCCUUCUUUUUGGCGCCCCGACGCUCUCCCCGUCGAUUAUCACGAGGUGCACAUGAAAAACAGUCCCAACACCCCAUUCCUCAUCAACGAGUUUGGCGGUGGCUCCUACGACCCUUACGGCGGUGUUGGCUACGAAAAAUGUGCUGCCCUCACCAACCACGAGUACGAGCGUGUAUUCAACAAAGAUACACUCGCUGGCGGUAUUGGCAUUCUCAGUAUAUACAUGCUUUUCGGUGGUACCAACUGGGGCAACCUUGGCCACUCUCGCGGUUACACCUCAUACGACUACGGCUCUGCCAUUCGUGAGGAUCGCUACCUCGACAGAGAAAAGUACUCGGAACUCAAGCUCGAAGCCCUUUUCAACAGAGCCUCCCCCAGCUAUCUCCUCACCACGCCUGGCGAUCUAAGCACCACUCGAUACACUGACAACGUCAACAUUGCUGUGACUCCGCUGCAGUCCAACGGCACUGGUGACUACUACGUGGUCCGCCAUUCCGAUUACCAGCUUACAACUUCUGCCUCUUACAAGCUGCGCCUGCCCACUUCUAAUGGAACUAUCACCGUGCCCCAGACCGGUGGCAGUCUUACGCUUCCCGGCCGUGACACCAAGAUCCACGUAACCGAUUACCCUGUUGGCAAUCACACUCUGCAAUAUUGCACUGCCGAGAUCUUUACCUGGCAAAAGGCUGGCGACAAGACCAUUCUCGUCCUGUACGGCGGUCUAGGCGAAAUCCACGAGCUCGCCUUGCGAGAGUCGCACCAGGUGGUUCUACUCGCGGGUCACCUCAUCUCUACCACGCCCUCUCUUGUCAACACUGUCAUCAGCUGGACUGUGGAUACUCAAAGACAGGCGGUUCAGAUCAACGACCUCGUCAUUUACCUCGUUGACCGUAACUCUGCUUACAACUACUGGGCCCCGAUCCUCCCUACCAAUAAGAACGGCAACUUUGGCAGCACGGUGAUGAACCCUGAAGCCGUCAUCAUCAACGGCCCGUACCUCGUCCGUUCCGCCGACGUGUCCGGCUCCACGCUCAACAUCCAGGCCGACUUCAACAAGACGACAGAGUUUGAAGUCAUCGGCGCCCCCAAAGGUGUCAGCAGACUUUCCAUCAAUGGCAAGAGCACCAAGUUCACCAAGUCCAAGGAAGGCAACUGGCUCGCCAAGCCCAGCAUCACGUUCCCCGACGUGAAGCUGCCCGACCUCAAGUCCCUGAACUGGAUGUCCCUAGACUCCUUACCCGAGCUGCAGCCUAGUUACGAUGACUCGGAUUGGACGCGGGCCCAGAACUUCACUCGCAACCCGGUCUGGCCGCUCAGCACGCCUGUAUCCCUCUACGGCAGCGACUACGGGUACAACACGGGCGCCCUGCUCUUCCGCGGGCGCUUCACCGCUACCGGCGGCGGCGGCCCGAGCAGUCUGUCCCUGCGCACCAUGGGCGGCCUCGCCUUUGCGAGCAGCGUCUGGCUCGACGGUGUAUUUGUCGGCGCCACCCUCGCCCAGGCUAACAACGAUGAGGCCAACUCAACCUACACCCUGCCAACGCUCGAGCCGGGCACGCUGCACGUGCUGACUAUUGUUGUGGAUAACAUGGGCCUCAAUGAGGACUUUGUUAUUGGUGAUGAGGAUAUGAAGCGACCCCGCGGCAUCCUCUCGUACAGCCUGACCAACAGCGAUGGUAGCCAGACACCCAUUGACUCGUGGAAGAUCACCGGAAACCUUGGCGGCGAGGACUACAAGGACCACUUCCGUGGGCCUCUCAACGAGGGCGGCCUCUUUGCCGAGCGCCAGGGCUACCACCAGCCGAACCCGCCCGCUGUCAAGUUCUUGGACAAGACGCCCUUUGAGCAGCACGAUGGCGCCGGCAUACAAUUCUACACGGCCAAGUUCACACUCGACUUGCCUGCGCAUGACUACGACAUUCCUCUUUCUUUUGUAUUUGCGAACUCGACGUCCCAGCCAUAUCACGCCUUCCUCUAUGUCAAUGGCUUCCAGUUCGGCAAGUACAUCAGCUACCUCGGCCCCCAGACGAGCUUCCCCGUGCCCGAGGGUAUCAUCGACCACAGCGGCGAGAACUGGGUCGCUCUCGCCGUGUGGGCGCUCGACAAGGGGGGCGCGACCGUGCCGGGGCUCGAGCUGCAGGCGCGGCAGCCCGUGCUGACGGGCAGGCAACCUGUUGAGGUAGUGGACUCUCCAAGGUGGAGGAAGCGAUCGGAUGCGUAUUAA